Messenger RNA from Carassius auratus (goldfish), 2088 nucleotides. RefSeq lists its product as uncharacterized. The transcript has 8 exons. The record is from RefSeq and is a predicted model, not a curated record. Lineage: Eukaryota; Metazoa; Chordata; Actinopteri; Cypriniformes; Cyprinidae. Bases 1 to 1932 code for a protein of 643 amino acids.
AUGAUUUCCUUUUACGAUGUUGAUGACGGGAGAUUCGGAGACAGACUUCUGCUGGACAAUCAGACGGGAUCCUUGAGCAUCAGUGACAUCAGGACCAAACUGUCUGGAGACUAUCAGCUCAGGAUCAUCAGCAGCGAGACCUCGUACAAGUCAUUCAGUCUGACUGUCCAUGAUGUGUUUUUUGCUGGUUUAACAAACACGAAAGAGGGAGACUCCAUCACUCUUCAUACUGGUGUUCAUAAAAUACAGAAACAUGAUGUGAUUCUGUGGAUGUUCGGACAGUUGAGUCCAGACACGUUUAUAGCUGAAAUCAACACAACACUGGGUCAGAUCUCCUAUAGUGAAGAUGUGAGACUGAGAGAGCGAGUACGGCUGGACGAUCAGUCUGGAUCUCUGACCAUCAGAAACAGCAGAAGCACAGAUACAGGGCUUUAUCAGCUGCAGAUCACCAACAGCAAAGAGACCUUCUACAAGAGAUACAAUGUGUUUGUCGAUGCUCCUGAUCCAGGUCUGUCUUCAGGUGUUUUAGCACUGAUCUGUGUUAUUGUGCUGAUGAUGUUAGCUGCAGCUGUAAUCGCUGGAGUGUGUUAUUCUCGCCGCAAGUAUUCUCCACUGAAGGAUUCAGUCACUCUACACACUGGUAUAACUGAACCACAGAGAUAUGAUCAAAUACUCUGGAGUUUUGGACCUCGAGGCUCUGUCAUCGCUCAGAUUCCUGAAAGGACCAGUAACACUUCAUUCAGGGAUAUCGAGAGAUUCAGAGGCCGACUGCAGCUGGACAGUGAGACUGGAGAUCUGACCAUCAGAGAUGUGAAAAUCACACAUUCAGGAGACUAUCAGCUGAAGCUCAUCAAAGCAAGACAAACCAAAUCCAGAAGAUUCAAGCUUAUUCUCUCUGUGGACUCGCUGCCAUUCUCGGAGGGAGAAAACGUCUCUCUAAACUCCGGUGUUAGUGAACUACAGAGAGAUGAUCAGGUUCUCUGGACGUUUGGAUCUGAAGACACUGUUAUAGCUAAAAGAGACCGAAACACCACUCAGACAGCCGAUGCUGAUGGGAGAUUUGGAGACAGACUGCAGAUGGAUAAACAGACCGGAUCUCUCAGUAUCACGAACACCAAAAGCACAGACUCCGGAGUUUAUCACAUAAAAAUCAGCAGCAGAAAUAAAGUCUCAUACAAGAAGUUUAGAGUUACAGUAUGGUUGGACACAGUUAAAGUGAGAGCGGGAGACUCGGUCACUCUAAACACAGGAAUGACUGAACUAGAGGAGGACAGUAAGAUACUGUGGACACAUGGAGAUCACGAAACCUGCAUUGCUAAAAUCAACAGAGCCACCAAUAAGACGUCAUUGUAUCGUGGUAAUGAUGUGAGAUUCAGAGACAGACUGCAGCUGGAUCACCAGACCGGAUCUCUGAGCAUCUGGAACAUCAGCAUCACACAUUCAGAUGUCUAUAAACUACAGAUCAGCAGCCGCACACGGAGCAAAUGCAAAAGAUUUGUGCUUAUUGUCAAUGAAAACACUGUGUCAGUGACGGAGGGAGACCGAGCCGAACUAAACACUGAUGUUAGUGAGCUACAGAGAGACACUCUGAUCCUGUGGAUGUUCGGCCCCAGAGACCGUCUCAUAGCUAAAGCUGACCUGGAGAACCGUAAGAUAUCGACAUAUGAUGGUGUUGGUGGACGAUUCAGAGACAGACUGCAGCUGGACCUUCAGACCGGAUCUCUGAGCAUCACAAGCACCACGAACACAGACUCUGGACUUUAUAAACUCAAGAUCAUCAGCAGCAGAGAGACCAGAUACAAGCGAUUCAGAGUUACUGUCUGUGAGGACAGAGAGAGAGAGAUCCAUCCAGAAGACACUGUGGAGUCCACUCAGAGAGAGAAAACAGAGGAGAUACCAUUGCUCAAGAUCUAUAGUGGCACUAGUGUUUGACAGAUAUAUAUAAUUUUAUCAGUAAUGGAACUAAAUCUAAUUGUUAAAAAUAAAAACUCUGCUUUCAAGCUCCUCAAUCUGUUGUUUUCUUCAGGUGAAGGAGUUUUUCAUAGAAAUAACCUCAUCUCAUGUAUUCAUUUCUCUCCAUUGCGUUUC